Falco peregrinus (peregrine falcon) is the source of this 1334-nucleotide messenger RNA. It is a transcript of the gene PIGL, whose product is annotated as phosphatidylinositol glycan anchor biosynthesis class L. Gene Ontology annotation, molecular function: N-acetylglucosaminylphosphatidylinositol deacetylase activity. The transcript has 7 exons. Gene Ontology annotation, cellular component: endoplasmic reticulum. NCBI's taxonomy places the organism in Eukaryota, Metazoa, Chordata, Aves, Falconiformes, Falconidae. Bases 41 to 847 code for a protein of 268 amino acids. Gene Ontology annotation, biological process: GPI anchor biosynthetic process. The record is from RefSeq and is a predicted model, not a curated record.
CCCCUGCCGUUUCCUGCCGGAGCAGCGCGACGCGGUCGCUAUGGCAGCGGGGCCGUGGGGCUGGGGGGCGGCGGCGGCGGCGCUGCUGCUGCUGCUGUUGCUGCUCGCGCUGCUGCUCGGUGGCGCGCGACGCUUACGGCGCCGUUACGCGACCGGCGGGGCUCGCGCCUCCCCGAGGGGAAGGGCGGCGGCGGCGCGGGCGGAUGGCGUCCGCGCGUUGCUGGUGACGGCGCACCCUGAUGACGAAGCCAUGUUCUUCGCCCCCACGGUGCUCGGCUUGGGCAGGGCCGGCGGCCGCGCCGCGGUGCUGUGCUGCUCCGCAGGAAAUUAUUACAAUCAAGGAGAGAUUCGUAAGAAAGAACUGGAACAGAGUUGUUUUCUUCUGGGGAUUCCUGCUUCCGAUGUAACAAUCAUUGAUCACAGGGAUCUUCUGGAUAAUCCUGCUGUUGAAUGGGACGCACAGCUCCUCUCUGCCUUUGUGCUAAAGCAUAUAGAAGCCAAUAACAUCAACCUGGUGGUAACCUUUGAUGCGGGAGGAGUGAGUGGUCACGCUAACCACAUUUCUCUUUACACUGCUUUAAGGAACCUGCAUUCAGAGCGGAGGUUACCUGAAGGGUGCCAUGUGCUCGUGCUUGAAUCAGUAAAUCUCUUCAGGAAGUACAUCUCCAUCCUGGAUGUACCCUUUUCCUGCCUCCUGCCCAGAGAUGUGCUCUUCAUACUCACAGAGGAGGAGACUGAACGAGCCAGGAGAGCCAUGCAGUGUCAUCGCAGCCAGCUCCUCUGGUUUCGCCACAUCUAUAUGCUUUUCUCACGUUAUAUGAUGGUCAAUUCACUCCGCCUUCUGUAGAAGGGACAUCGCUCACAACUUCAGGAGUAGAAGAAUGAGUGAAAAAAUGGCAAUGCCUGGCCCAGGACUAAAGAAAAUUCACCCAUUACAUGCUCAAGAGGACAGAAUUCUCUUUGUGUAGCACUCUUUCAGACUACAAAAAACAGGCUGUAUGAACUUCCUUCUGAAUAUCUUGUUUCCUGAUAUAUUGAGAUGAACAGGGUUUAACAGCUACUCUAUUUUCUCACUGUAGAAGCUUAAAUAGGGUAAGAAAUUACCUAAUUAGGAGUUAAAUGCAGGAAUAUUCUGCACUGGAGAAGAUAAUGGCACAAACUAUUUUUCCCCAAGAGGAUAUAGCUGUGAGGACUGCUUGCCAACUAUCUCUUGCUGCUUUUGUAAAAUCAAAGAUCAUGCUAUCUCCACAGAUAAAACCAGAACCACAAGACCUGUCUUAGUCAGAACUUUGAAAAGCCAAAGCUUACGAAUAAAACAUCAGAAAUCAUACAAA